Molecule: messenger RNA, 846 nt
Organism: Penicillium robsamsonii
Lineage: Eukaryota; Fungi; Ascomycota; Eurotiomycetes; Eurotiales; Aspergillaceae
Product: class I SAM-dependent methyltransferase
Exons: 3
Coding region: 1-846 (281 amino acids)
Source: RefSeq, a predicted model, not a curated record
AUGUCUAUCUUUCGGGAUACCUACGCGGAGAAUAUGCAGCGAGAUUCCACCGAAGCCCAAAGACUAGACGAGCAAUUCGAUCUCCUUACCGAAAACAUCGGCUACCUGCUGCAUCCGUCCGUUCGAGACAAAAUGCACCCGCACGCGCGAGUCGCUGACAUCGCCACGGGCACUGCAGCCUUCCUGCGCGACCUAGCCCACGACUGGCCCGAUGCAAUCCUACAUGGCUAUGACAUAUCAACUUCGCUCUAUCCACCCGCCAGAACACUCCCCAGAAACGUGACUUUGCACCUACUGGACGCACGCAAGGAUGUUCCAGUCAACCUCUACGGACAGUAUGAUAUCGUGCAUGUUCGGCUGAUCGCUGCCGGUCUAACAGCCCCCGAAUGGGGUAGAGCUGUCCGCAAUCUUUCUCGGCUCCUAAAACCUGGUGGAGCCAUUCAGUGGGAAGAGUGCGACUUUACUAACGUUCGCCACCUCCCCGGUCAACCUGAUUCUACGACUGACGCUGCUAGUGCUAUGGGACUGAUGUACAUGACUGCCAUGAAACCCCGCUUUGACUAUGGCUGGAAUCGAUUGGCGACCGAGAUGCGCGCUGCGGGUCUUGUAGAUGUUCAUACCGAGGCUGUUUCUGCGGGACGGGUGUAUGAUACCCGCGCGCGCUUGACUGCAAAUGGAAUGAGGGCGAUGUUCGCGUGGGCGCGUCUCCAUUCUGCUAGAAGGACGCAUGGGGCGCUACCUAUGCAGCAUAUUGAAGAUCUGGAGCACAAGGCUUAUGCGGAUAUUCACUCAGGUUGUUAUGUUACAUAUGACAUCCACGUUGCCUGGGGAUUUCGGCCUGAAUGA